This is a messenger RNA of Naegleria gruberi, 1159 nucleotides long. RefSeq lists its product as uncharacterized. The annotation marks the transcript as partial. Gene Ontology annotation, biological process: motor neuron axon guidance. NCBI's taxonomy places the organism in Eukaryota, Heterolobosea, Eutetramitea, Acrasida, Naegleriidae. The transcript has 2 exons. The record is from RefSeq and is a predicted model, not a curated record.
CCUUGGCUUAAAUCCAAAAUUUGAUGGCAAGAAUGUUCCUGUUGCUGUGUCAACUGCAUCCAAUGGAUUCAUUGCUUAUUUAACAGAUCCAAAUUAUUGUAAUGGAAUUGCUAGUAAUAAUGAGACUGUUUGUAAUGGUCAUGGUCAAUGUCAAAAAGAUGGCAGUUGCCUUUGUAGUUCAGGUUUUGGUGAUCAGUGUGAAUUCCCAACUUGUAACGAAAUCCACUUUAAUGAAACAAAUGUGUGUAAUGGAUAUGGUAACUGCACUUCUUAUGAUACUUGUUCCUGUAAUGCUGGAUGGUCUGGUCAAUACUGUACCGAUUUUUUUACUUGUUAUUCAAUUGCCUCAUAUAAUAGCUCUGUUUGUUCUGGAAAUGGUUUAUGUUAUGCAUCAAAUAAGUGUAAAUGUAAUGAUGGAUGGACUGGAUCUAAUUGUGAUAUGUAUACCUGUUUUGGUAUUGCAGCAGAUAAUGCCACUGUUUGUAGCAGACAUGGUACUUGCAAUUCUGAUCAUACUUGUACAUGCAACGGAGAUUGGACUGGUGAUAAUUGUAAUAUACCUAUUUGUUUUGGUUUUAGUGGAGGGGAAAGUUGCAGUCAACAUGGUUCCUGUAUUUCAAAUAAUACUUGUCAAUGUAAUAAUGGAUGGUUUGGAGCUGAUUGUUCAAUUCAUUCAUGUAAUGGAACAAGCUCUCAAGAUUUACAAAAUGUUUGUAAUAGAGGAAGAGGUCAAUGUGUUGACACUGAUCUUUGCUCAUGUAAUGAAACAUGGACAGGUCAAUUAUGUGAAAUUCCUAAAUGUUUUGGAGUGAAUUCAAGUGAUAUUUCAGUUUGUUCAAGUCAUGGUCAAUGUAUUAAUGCUGACACUUGUCAUUGUAAUAAGGGAUGGUUUGGUAGUAACUGCUCAAUUCAUUCGUGUAAUGGAACUAGUUCACAAGAUGUGAAAAACGUUUGUAAUGGAGGAAAUGGUCAGUGCAUUGGAACAGAGUUGUGUUUGUGUAACCAAAAUUGGGCUGGUCAGUUCUGUACUAUUCCUAAAUGUUAUGGCGUUAUUUCUACAGACGCUACAGUUUGCUCUACUCAUGGUAACUGUACUGAUGUUGGUUUGGUCCAUUAUGUAAUGUUCACUCCUGUAAUGGAACAAUCUCACAAGAUGUAA